Molecule: messenger RNA, 351 nt
Organism: Rotaria sordida
Lineage: Eukaryota; Metazoa; Rotifera; Eurotatoria; Philodinida; Philodinidae
Source: the annotation of a GenBank genome assembly
AUGGAACAAUUUAGUGGUUAUGGUGCAUCCAGUGUAUUUCGAAGAAGUUAUUCUAGUCAAACUUCAUUAGAAAUUAGCGUUCGAUGUACCUAUAAGAUUCGUCGUCCAGAAACACGUGCAAUCGAUAUCACAGAAAUGUCAGUAUUUGAAUAUGAACAAGAGGUACUUCUUAUGCCCAUAAGUAUCUUUCGAUUGGUUAGUAUUGAUCAUAAUGCAAAUGAAAAUGUAGCUGAUAUCGUACUCGAAGAUUGUGAUCUACCAUCUAAAUAUGAUCUCGUCGCGCCAAUAGUUCGAUGUGAUUUUGCUGAAUUUUCAAAUACUUUAUUGGUUGCGCCUUUCGUGCAGGUAUGA